Propithecus coquereli (Coquerel's sifaka) is the source of this 507-nucleotide messenger RNA. Its product is annotated as circadian locomoter output cycles protein kaput-like. Gene Ontology annotation, cellular component: CLOCK-BMAL transcription complex. NCBI's taxonomy places the organism in Eukaryota, Metazoa, Chordata, Mammalia, Primates, Indriidae. The record is from RefSeq and is a predicted model, not a curated record. The annotation marks the transcript as partial. The transcript is spliced from 4 exons. Gene Ontology annotation, biological process: regulation of transcription by RNA polymerase II; circadian regulation of gene expression. Gene Ontology annotation, molecular function: DNA-binding transcription factor activity, RNA polymerase II-specific; E-box binding.
AGGGCACCACCCAUAAUAGGAUAUUUGCCAUUUGAAGUUCUGGGAACAUCAGGCUAUGAUUACUAUCAUGUGGAUGACCUAGAAAAUUUGGCAAAAUGUCAUGAACACUGUAAUUAUGCAGAAGUUAGGGCUGAAAGACGACGAGAACUUGGCAUUGAAGAGUCUCUUCCUGAGACAGCUGCUGACAAAGGAAUUUUUAAAAACAUGAAAUCAGAUAGGAAUAUAAAGCUUUUAAAAAGCUGGGUUGGCAGUAUCAUCGGAUUUUCUCAAGGUCAGCAACUCGUGACCAAAUUAGUGACUGCUCCUGUAGCUUGUGGGGCGGUCAUGGUGCCCAGCACUAUGCUCAUGGGCCAGGUGGUGACCGCCUACCCCACCUUCGCUGCGCAGCAGCAGCAGGCGCAGGCGCUGGCGGUCACGCAGCAGCAGAAUUCCCAGGAACCGCAGCUCGCUUCCGCGCAGCAACCAUCUCAGGCUCAGCUGACCCAGCCGCCGCAGCAGUUUCUGCAG